ACACAGCCCGGCCCACUGAGAUCUGCAGUCUGUGUGUGACAUCAAGUAACAUGACCUUUUUCUUACUUUUCUUCACUGAGAGGUAAUUACGUCUCUCGGUGAAGAAACUAUCCAUGUAUUGUUUCGGACAGUAUGAAUAUGUUAAGACCCUCUGAUGUUUCAGCAGUUUUUUUUUCUGCUUCCUGGCAGUGGCGCACGAAACAUAAAAGUGCAUAGCGUGUGAGGCGCAGUUUUCAGAAGGCCAUAAUGUUGAUGCUGGCAGCAAUCGUUGUUCUGCACAUAACCACCAUCAUCCUGCUCCUGGUGGCCGCCAUUGACAAUGCCUGGUGGGUCGAUGAUUUAGUGUCAGCUGACCUGUGGGGCAGGUGGGACUUAUCAAACAAUGUGUGGCAUUACACAAAUCUGAAAGGCUACCCAGAAGAUUAUCUCCAGGCGGUGCAGGCCACUUCAGUGCUGGCCUGCGUUUUCUCCAUCCUUGCCUUGUUUGUAUUUGUGGCCCAGCUGUUCACCCUGCCCAAAGGAAUGAGGUUCACCUUCACUGGCAUUUUACAGAUAAUUGCCUGCCUUUGCAUAAUGACAGGAGCCUCAAUCUACACAGCCAAGCUCCACGUCAAUGGCACAUCUGGAGGUUACGGACACUGCUACAUCCUGGCGUGGAUCUCGUUUGUCCUCACCUUCAUCUUAGCGCUCACCUAUUUCAUCCUGCGUAAGAAGAAAGAGUGAGAGGAAAAACAGAGGGCAGGGCUCGUUCUCCUCUUUUAGAAUUGAUGAACACCAUCUGAAGCUACGACUGUAGCAAAAUGUCCAAAUGCUAAUGAGAGCCAUUUGUUUAUACAGCUUUUUAAAAUAUAUAUAUAUAUAUAUAUAAAAUGAUAUGGAGCAAAUGCUAACAUUACAAGUGUGAAACACAUUUUUUCAGCAAAACUGACAAACAAAAUAAUGUUUUUUCUUUUUAAUAAUGUGACUAAAACGCCUCAUAGAGCUGAAUUAUUGGGAAUAUUACCAGAACAUAGCUAAUAAAUCAGUUUAGUCUUAAAUAGUAGUAGUAGUUCAGACAUAAGUACUUUAAAGGAAUAGUGUGACAUUUUGAGAAAGGCUUAUAAUCGCUUUGGGUUGUUUUGUUUGUUGUUUUGUGCUAAAAAAAAAAAAA
Messenger RNA from Pundamilia nyererei, 1150 nucleotides. It is a transcript of the gene emp1a, whose product is annotated as epithelial membrane protein 1. The record is from RefSeq and is a predicted model, not a curated record. Gene Ontology annotation, cellular component: plasma membrane. The coding region runs from base 247 to 723 and encodes 158 amino acids. The transcript is spliced from 5 exons. Lineage: Eukaryota; Metazoa; Chordata; Actinopteri; Cichliformes; Cichlidae.